AUGAUCGUUGUGGCAGGCAGUAAGCUUGGGGGCAAGCAAGCGCUGCUGAGCCUGUGCCUCGCGAGUUCACUUGUACCUGCAGCGGCUGCAGGACAGGCUGCCAACGAAGAUAAGCCGAGAGAGAGAGAACAUUGCACGAUCGCCACUAACGUCCAAUGCUUUUGCACCAACUGCUCCUACCUGAGCACCAACUGCUGCUACCUGAGCACCAACUGCUGCUACCUGAGCACCAACUGCUGCUACCUGAGCAUCAACUGCUGCUACCUGAGCAUCAACUGCUGCUACCUGAGCAUCAACUGCUGCUACCUGAGCAUCAACUGCUGCUACCUGAGCACCAACUGCUGCUACCUGAGCACCAACUGCUGCUACCUGAGCAUCAACUGCUCCUACCUGAGUUUCAACUGCUCCUACCUGAGCAUCAACUGCUGCUACCUGAGCAUCAACUGCUCCUACCUGAGAUUCAACUGCUCCUACCUGAGCAUCAACUGCUCCUACCCGAGUUUCAACUGCUCCUACCUGAGCAUCAGCCGAGAUAUGGGAACUGGACAGCUCAAACAUUUUUGUAACAAGUGUUGCAGAAAAAUGGCGCUGUGGGGUGUAGAAGGUUUAUGGCAGAUCUCGUGGAGUUCAAGCUACGCAGCGAUCGAACUCUUCAACAGAGACGAGGCUGAAGUUAGAUUUUACUGGGACCUCUGCAUGCUGCUGCUGCUGGUCGCCAACCUCAUCAUCCUGCCUGUGGCCAUCUCCUUCUUCAACGAUGACCUCUCCACCAGAUGGAUCGCCUUCAACUGCCUCUCAGACACCAUCUUCUUGAUAGAUAUCGUCGUCAACUUUAGGACAGGAAUUAUGCAGCAGGACAAUUCAGAGCAAGUUAUUCUGGACCCUAAACUGAUCGCCCGGUACUACCUCAAGACUUGGUUCUUCUUGGACCUCAUCUCCUCGGUGCCGCUGGACUACAUCUUCCUCAUCAUCAACCAGUAUCGGAAAGACGCCGAGGAUGUGAACGAGGGCUUCCAGAUUUUGCACGCUGGCCGGGCGUUGCGGAUCCUACGUCUGGCCAAGUUGCUGUCGCUGGUGCGGCUGCUGCGGUUGUCGCGGCUAGUGCGCUACGUGUCACAGUGGGAGGAGGUCUAUGUAAGCAGCUUUUUGAACAUGGCCUCAGUGUUCAUGAGGAUCUUCAACCUCAUCUCAAUGAUGUUGCUGAUCGGCCACUGGAGCGGGUGCCUCCAGUUCCUGGUGCCCAUGCUGCAAGGCUUCCCUCCGAAGUCGUGGGUCGCUAUCAACGAACUUGAGAACGCCUACUGGCUGGAGCAAUAUUCGUGGGCGUUCUUCAAAGCUAUGUCCCACAUGUUAUGUAUUGGUUAUGGUCGCUUUCCACCGCAUAAUUUGACGGACCUCUGGCUAACGAUGAUAUCCAUGGUAUCGGGAGCCACCUGCUACGCCAUGUUCAUUGGUCAUGCGACCAACCUAAUUCAGUCCCUGGACUCGUCCCGUCGCCAGUACCGAGAAAGGCUGAAGCAAGUGGAGGAGUACAUGGCGUAUCGAAAGCUGCCUCGGGAGCUGCGCAGUCGCAUCACCGAGUAUUUCGAGCACCGAUAUCAGGGGAAGUUCUUCGACGAGGAGAUGAUACUCGGAGAACUGUCCGAGAAGCUCAGAGAAGACGUAAUCAAUUUCAACUGCCGGUCACUAGUGGCAUCCGUACCAUUUUUUGCAAAUGCAGAUCAUGGCUUCGUCUCAGAAGUGGUCACCAAACUUAAAUACGAAGUCUUCCUGCCAGGCGACAUCAUCAUUAAGGAGGGAACUAUUGGCCACAAGAUGUUUUUCAUUCAAGAAGGCAUUGUUGAUAUAGUCAUGUCAAAUGGUGAAGUGGCAACUUCCCUCAGCGAUGGUUCGUAUUUCGGCGAGAUUUGUCUCCUUACGAACGCUCGACGAACGGCCUCUGUUCGAGCUGAAACUUACUGCAAUCUCUUCAGCCUGAGCGUUGAGCACUUCAACAGUGUUCUCGACUCGUAUCCUCUCAUGAGACAAACCAUGGAGAGCGUGGCUGCCGAGAGAUUGAACAAAAUUGGUAAGAACCCGUCAAUCGUGAGCAACCGCGACGAGAUGACGAAUGACGGCAAGACCGUGAAUGCCAUCGUGACUGCCCUCGCGUCAGUGGCGGCCACCGAACAGUGCGAAGACAACAGCAGUUCCGACGAGUCCGUCAACCACCAGAGGCAUCAAAAUAUGCUGGAUCUUGGCUCAAUAGGAAAGGCGUUGGCGAAGGGUCACUUACCAAGACCAAGGAGUGACAACAACUUUGCCCUCACUUUCGCCCAAGAUUGCCCUCCCUUAAAUAGGAAUCGUCCUUCUUUCCACAAAUCCGACACGUUCAAUAAAAACCCUUCAUUUCAAUAGCAGGUGGCUCCCGCCCAUGCCCUGCUCUUGCUCGGGGCUACGGCGGAUUUGUUUUGUUCUCUAGUCAAGCCUGAAGU
Hyalella azteca is the source of this 2474-nucleotide messenger RNA. RefSeq names its product potassium/sodium hyperpolarization-activated cyclic nucleotide-gated channel 3-like. Gene Ontology annotation, cellular component: membrane. Bases 1 to 2397 code for a protein of 798 amino acids. The transcript has 13 exons. Gene Ontology annotation, biological process: potassium ion transport. Gene Ontology annotation, molecular function: voltage-gated potassium channel activity. Lineage: Eukaryota; Metazoa; Arthropoda; Malacostraca; Amphipoda; Hyalellidae. The record is from RefSeq and is a predicted model, not a curated record.